Messenger RNA from Homalodisca vitripennis (glassy-winged sharpshooter), 2732 nucleotides. Its product is annotated as alkaline phosphatase, tissue-nonspecific isozyme-like. Lineage: Eukaryota; Metazoa; Arthropoda; Insecta; Hemiptera; Cicadellidae. Bases 40 to 1794 code for a protein of 584 amino acids. The record is from RefSeq and is a predicted model, not a curated record. Gene Ontology annotation, molecular function: alkaline phosphatase activity. Gene Ontology annotation, biological process: dephosphorylation. The transcript is spliced from 8 exons.
UGAUUCAGCUAUUUUAUGUUGCAGAGUUAGCAUGUCUGUAUGUCCAGUCAACUGACGUGUAAUACAAUGUACUACUCGCCACUGGUAUUUCUUGGUCUGGCUACCACCGUGUGUGCAUUUACUCUCAAUCGGCAGGGGCUGGAUCGAUACCGGUACGAUAUCUCAGAUGAACAGGUCGAUAAUAGACAAGAUCUUCAGGAGAAUGAGGUGUGGUACUGGAGGUCACAGGCCGAGCAGACACUGAGGCAGAAGCUCAAGAUCAAGCAGAUCGAAGGAGUGGCAAAGAACGUCAUCUUCUUCUUGGGUGAUGGCUUGUCUAUGACGACUAUCACCGCAGCCAGAAUAUACCUUGGGCAACUGAACAAUCGAUCUGGGGAGGAUACCAAGUUGAGCUUUGAACAGUUUCCCUUCACCGGGCUUGCUAAGACCUACUGUGUGGACAAACAAGUGGCGGACUCUGCCUGUUCCUCGACAGCUUAUCUUGGCGGAGUCAAGGCCAACUACGCGACCCUAGGUGUGACAGCAACGGUGCCUAAGGACAACUGUUCAUUGUCCCAGGACCCUAGGUAUCACGUGGACACUGUACUGGACUGGGCUCAGGAGGCAGGUAAAGGAACUGGCCUGGUCACCACCACCUCCAUCACACACGCAUCACCGGCAGGACACUACGCCCACAUAUCCUACCGUGAAUGGGAGAGUGACUAUGAUAUGCUGACACAGAAAAUUACAACUGAUCCUAAAAACUGUCAGGACAUCGCGAGUCAGUUGGUGCACAACGCUCCGGGCAAGAACUGUAAUGUGCUGCUCGGUGGAGGACGCAAGAAAUUCCUACCCGCCAAUCCUAUCAACCCUUCCUGGGGGGAAGGGGAACGCAGAGACGAACGUAACCUAGUGAUGGACUGGCAUCGUGAUAAGGCCUACAGGGGCAAGGCACAGUAUGUGUCCAACAGGAAACAGCUGCUAGAUGUCGACAUCAAACACACUGACUACUUACUAGGCUUGUUCCAACCGUAUCACAUGUUGUACCACUUGGAAGAGGGGAAUAACGAGCAGCCAACACUGACGGAGAUGACGGAGGUGGCUAUUAGGAUGCUGCAGAAAAACAAGCGAGGAUACUACCUUUUCGUGGAAGGUGGCAAGAUCGACCAGGCUCACCACAAAAACUACGCGCGGAUGGCUUUGGAUGAGACAGUAGAGUUCCACAAAGCGAUUCAGAGAGCUCUGGAGAUGGUAGACGAGAAAGACACUCUGGUGGUGGUGACUGCGGACCACAGCCAUACCCUAAACAUGGUGGGCUACCCCUUGCGUGGGGAUGACAUUCUGGGAGGGGACCUGAUCUCGAACCAGGAUAAUCUUCCUUACACUACCCUCAGCUACGCUAAUGGGCCCAGCGCUGAGAUAAACAGAACUGGCCUCCGACGGAACAUCAGCAAUGAUAACUUACAGGACAUCUAUUACCAAUACCCCUCCAUGGUAAAUAGAGACAAAGAGACACACGGAGGAGAGGACGUUGCCGUCUUUGCCCGAGGCCCUUGGGCCCAUCUUCUUACUGGCAACUUCGAGCAGAACUUCAUACCCCAUGUGAUGCAGUUCGCGGCUAGGAUUGCCCCUACAAGGAAACUUACCGCAGCUUCUUCCUGUGGGACUAAACAAGCCCCUAUUGGGAGUGCUUAUGGCAGCCUUCCUGUUCUCGCGUCGACUCUUAUAACAGUAUUAUAUUAUAUUUCAUCUUACAGAUUUUUCAGAGUUCAAUUUUUUGUGGAAAAUUCUAUGAUGUAUCAAUAUAUAGCUUGAUAAAUAUUUUUUUCCUGUACCAAUAGAUGCCUUUCAUGAAGAAGUAUUGUCUGUCACUUCAUGAAAUAAUCUUUUAGCACUAUAGUACAAUAUAAAAUUUUAAAAUAUCACUGAUUCUUUGAGCUAAGAUGAUAACUAGUAAUAAGGGAUUGUUGCUAAAGGCAUUAAAUGCAUUUCAAUCUCCACAUCUCAGUUUAAGAGAGAGAGAGAGAGAGAGAGAGAGCUUUCAGAAUAAGAUAUUAUUCUUUGUUACAUUUAAAGGCUACACAGUAUUUUUAUACCACUGACUUUUAUUUUGCAGGAGCAAAACACAAUUCGAAUAUUAACGACCAUCCGUCUGUUAAUGAUGCAUAUAACUGGAACGUAAUAAGCGUGAGGCCAACUUCAAACUCACCGAUACGCAUUACGAAUAUAAUAUUAAAUAAUCAUUAUUUCGUAUAAACAUACAUUAUGGUCACCACUCCUUGAAUAUUAACUACUAACUUUUACACAUCAGUGGGUAGUUGUUAUCAAUCAGACAUCAAUUAUUCAUCAUUAUUCAGUAUAGUAAAUGCAAUGAGAAAAACUUAACAGCAUAUGUGGCUCUUUAGCAACUCCCUCCUACAAACAACCCAUAAUCCCAUCGAUAAUAAUUAUUAGUCCGUAUUAAUAUAAUAUAAUAAUCAUAUUUUUGUACAAUAAGAAACACCACAAUCGGCUAUUUGACGGUUUGCUCCAACAAGUAACUAAUAGUUAACAUCUAAAAGUCAAUAAAAUAUAUCUAAUAUUACAAAUAUGAUAAAAAAAUAGAAUACUAUAUCCACUAUUUUCGUACCUAUUCCUUCCUCUAAACCUUAACAAUAGUAAUUAUGAAUCAGCUUUACAUCAAUAAAAAUAAUAUAUUUUUGCGUAAACUUGUCAUUUUGUGAUAUUAAAGAAGCUGUAACACUGUUUCGAGA